Mesorhabditis spiculigera is the source of this 366-nucleotide messenger RNA. Lineage: Eukaryota; Metazoa; Nematoda; Chromadorea; Rhabditida; Rhabditidae. The record is from the annotation of a GenBank genome assembly.
AUGCAGUCGCUGUGGCCGUACCAAAACUACAAGCCGGUCACCUGGGACAAGUACUACGAGCCCGACGGCGCUGAAAGACAACCAACGGUAACUUCUGGCGUGGCGGCCGGCGUGACGAUUGGCCUAUUUUUCGUCGUAUUCCUCAUCACGUUCGGCUGCCGAAUCUACAGCCAAUAUGUGGACAGCGUCAGCGACACGACUACGCGACGCUCCAGAAGUUCCACGACGCAAGACUCGAUGAUGAGCGAGACGCUAGCCGCCGAUUUGUGGAUUUGCGGUGUCCCGUCCGAUCCGCCUCCACCCUACGAUGUUGCCAUCAAAAUGCCGACACACAACCCAUUACGCACCGUUGAACCAACACCGAUU